ACCCACAGAGGUUUGAUUUUCAACAAACUCCUUUCCAGAAGACAGAAUGAAUCAAACCUCCUGUGCUAAGUUCACCCUACCAAUAGACUAUGAACACAGAUUCCUGCCUUCAGUUUACAUCAUAGUGUUCAUCAUUGGUCUGGUAGCUAAUGGAUGGGGAUUCAAAACCUUGCCACAGAAAUGGAAGAAGCUGGGGAACAUCAGUGUGUUUGUUCUCAACCUUGGACUUGCAAACAUUUUGUAUCUGCCCGUACUCCCAUUUUUGGUUGUGUACUACUUCAAGGGGAGUAAAUGGAUCUUUGGAGAUACAUUCUGCAAGAUAACAAGAUUCUGCUUCAAUCUGAAUCUAUAUGGCAGCAUUGGGUUCCUUACUUGUAUAAGUGUGUACAGGUACCUGGCUAUUGUUCAUCCAAUGAGAGUGAUGGGAAGAAUAACUGUCACCCACUCUGUGGCUAUCUCAGUCAUGGUUUGGUUCUUGGUGGGUGUACAAAGUCUUCCAGACAUGUUCUUCCUCAAAACCAAAAGACAAAAAUGCUAUCAUACCACUUUUACAGCCUAUGUUGAGGAUUAUCUGAAAUACAGCCUUGGAUGGACAUUCACUGGGUUUUGUAUCCCAUUCUUCAUCACACUGGGCUGCUAUGGACAUGUGAUCGCUGUUCUCUGUCGCAAAAAUACCAUUCACAAGGUACUGAAACAAAGAAGCUUGAAGUUCUUGUUUAUCUUGAUCAUUCUUUUCUCUGUUUGCUACAUCCCUUAUCACGUGUUAAAGAACCUCACCCUCAGAUCAAGAAUUCUGUCCAAAAAGAAGAUAUGCCAUGGGUGGUCUAAUGGAGUCUACAUCGCUCAUCAGAUAAGUCGUGGCCUUGUGUGUCUGAACAGUGCUCUCAACCCUCUGGUUUACCUCCAUGUGAAUGAAGAAAUUCCUGCUCAGCUCAUACAGCUGCUCCAGCGACCGUUCAACCAUUUUUCUUUGUCAAACUCUGGCUCUGUGUCUGUGGCACAAACUGCAGAAAGUUUAACACAAGUAAACAUGCUUCAUAGUAGUUCUGUGAAAUUAAACCCCUGACUGUCUCCCAUCAUCCAGUUGUGUCCCUUGUAAAAUUGAUGAAACAUUUUCCUGUCAUAUAAUCUUUGUAGAAUACUUCUUUAAUUAUUUCGUAUGUUUAUUUGUAAUUUGUGUACAUAUUAGAAGAACAGCAAACCACAAAAAGUCCUACAGUUUUUAUUGUUGUAGAGAAUCCCAGGCAUUGCAAUGUACAAAUUAAGAGAAAAAUGUGACAUUGUUAAACUGAUUUAGAUUACACUUUAAUCACUGUAUGCAAAAUUUGCUGAGAUCAAUUGUUGAUUUUUUUUUUUCAAAAGUAAAAAUUUAAAACAUAAUUUUUAUACUGGUGUUAAAGAUUUUGAAUUUUCAACACAUUCCAAAUAAUAUUUUCAUUUAAGUGCUGUGUAAUAUAUUGGUCCCUGUUGGUAUUCUGUAGACUCAGUAGUACUGUAAAUUACUGCUCAGUUUUAUCUCAUUAUUAAAGUCUCUUGCUUUA
Molecule: messenger RNA, 1541 nt
Organism: Lates calcarifer (barramundi perch)
Lineage: Eukaryota; Metazoa; Chordata; Actinopteri; Centropomidae
Product: P2Y purinoceptor 1
Exons: 2
Coding region: 47-1066 (339 amino acids)
Biological process (GO): G protein-coupled receptor signaling pathway
Cellular component (GO): membrane
Molecular function (GO): neuropeptide receptor activity
Source: RefSeq, a predicted model, not a curated record